AUGGCUCAAGCCUCACCUCCUGCCACGGUAGUUGACAAACCCAUCCACACCAUCAUUCUCGAUUCAUCGCCCCUCCUGCUCAACACUCCAGGUAUCUCGACUCUCCUAGCGCAUGGACACGAUCUUGUCACCACUCCUACGGUGAUUGCUGAAAUAAGAGGCGAGGAAGCAAGAUCAAGAAUAGACACCCUGUACAAGCCCUUUCUUACUAUUCGGGCCCCAAGGUCAGAGAGUAUUAAGUUGAUCAAAGAUUUCGCGCGAAAAACUGGAGAUGGCGCCGUUCUCAGUGCCACGGAUUUUGAGAUACUUGCACUAGCCUACGACAUAGAGUGUGAGCGGAAUGGGGGCCACUGGAGAUUAAGAUCUACGCCUGGGCAGAAGAGGUUGAAUGGCAGUCCACCGUCCCAAAACACAGGAACAACCUACAAGGGAACAACGGACGAACCAGUCGAUCGGCCGCUGAGCACCGGUGCGGAAGACGUGAACGAUAUCGAAGAAAAGAUAGCAGACGUGGGUCUUCAGGAUGACACUGAACUCAUAGAGCCAGGAUUCGUGGAGACUAUGGAUAGAGGAUCCCAAGAAGCAUCCAGUCAGCCAUUACCAAGCGACGAAGUGCCGCAGGACCUCCCAGUGGGCCCUUCGGCGAGCCGGGAGGAGUCUGAUUCUGACUCAGGCUGGAUAACACCAGCGAAUAUUAAAAAGAAGAAAGCCAAAGACGACUCAGCAAGCAGCAAAUCUACGAACGAGAUUAAACAAUUGCAAGUUGCUACCAUGACAGGAGAUUUCGCCAUGCAGAAUGUCCUUCUUCAAAUGAAUCUCAACCUCUUGUCGGCUAAAACGUGCCAGCGCAUCUCGCAGAUCAAGCAGUUCGUUCUGCGAUGUCAUGGCUGUUUCUCUACAACCAAGGACAUGACGAAACAGUUCUGUCCUCGAUGUGGUCAACCCACAUUAACCAGGGUCAGUUGUUCAACCAAUGACAAAGGCGAAGUCAAAUUACAUCUCAAGGCCAACAUGCAGUGGAACAAUAAAGGUAAUGUGUUCUCUGUACCCAAAGCUACAAGUGGAACGUCGAAUCAAAAGUGGAAGGGGCCGAGGCAAGGCGGAGGGCAAGGAGGUUGGGGCAAUGAUCUGAUCCUGGCCGAGGACCAGAAGGAGUAUAUUCGAGCCUUGUCAGCCAUGAAACGCAGCAAAGAGCGAGACCCCAUGGACGAAGAUACGCUUCCUAGUAUCCUUUCUGGUCAUAGAGACCAUGGAUCGGGAAAGGUUCGGGUGGGAGCCGGCAGGACUGUGAACUCGAGAAAACGAUAG
Messenger RNA from Exophiala aquamarina CBS 119918, 1308 nucleotides. RefSeq lists its product as uncharacterized. The record is from RefSeq and is a predicted model, not a curated record. Lineage: Eukaryota; Fungi; Ascomycota; Eurotiomycetes; Chaetothyriales; Herpotrichiellaceae. Bases 1 to 1308 code for a protein of 435 amino acids. Gene Ontology annotation, biological process: ribosomal small subunit biogenesis; maturation of SSU-rRNA. Gene Ontology annotation, molecular function: RNA endonuclease activity. Gene Ontology annotation, cellular component: preribosome, small subunit precursor. The transcript has a single exon.